AUGAUGCUUUUCGUUCCGGAGUGGUGGAAGCCGAAACCAAAACGGGAAGCAAAGUUGGAUUCAAAACAGCAAGCCGCCAACAGCAGCAGCAAUGGUGAGGCAUUACAGACCGCCGAGAAGAAAAAAGAGGGAGAUGCUGUUAAUAUUCAAGUAGUUUAUCAUCCCUCUUCUGCAACUCAAUCAUCUGAUGCAAACUUUGUUCCACCUAGCAAUGCAGAGACUACAUCUACCUGUUACACUGCAAUUUCAACCAAAAGAGUUAUGGUUAGCCCUGUAAAACAGAUGGCUUAUAUAGAGAGCAGUCAUUGCAUUUCCCCUGUUAAAACGAAUUCGGACAAGGCAUUUAAGAGGGUAAGAAGUAGGUUGAAUUUUGAUUCCUCUGAUAUGCCUCAAAGGUUGGAUUCUGACAAAUCAUUGCCUAAUGAGAUUUCUACAACAGAGUCAAACAUUGAAGUUCGAUUAUAUGAUAUUGAUUUCCCUAACUUUGAUGCCCUUAGUAUGGACUUUCCAUUUGCUGAAAUGUUAAAUGGUCUAGAUUUUUCUUGUGAGGGUCUUGAUUUUUCAUGUGAUCCAACACCAAUUCAUGCAAAUGAUAAUCAAGUUAUAUCCGAACAACCAUCAACUUUGGCAGAAGCUCUAUCUGAGAAAAAUAUGAACAUACAAGGCACUGAUUCUCUGACUGCAAUGGCGUCUGUCACAAGAAAUGUAACAAUUUUAAACCCAGAGAAAAAGCACCAGAGUUGUUUAGAUCAGGAGAGUUGUUGA
Lathyrus oleraceus (garden pea) is the source of this 765-nucleotide messenger RNA. RefSeq lists its product as uncharacterized. NCBI's taxonomy places the organism in Eukaryota, Viridiplantae, Streptophyta, Magnoliopsida, Fabales, Fabaceae. The coding region runs from base 1 to 765 and encodes 254 amino acids. The record is from RefSeq and is a predicted model, not a curated record. The transcript is spliced from 2 exons.